Sitophilus oryzae (rice weevil) is the source of this 1962-nucleotide messenger RNA. RefSeq names its product cytochrome P450 CYP12A2-like. Gene Ontology annotation, molecular function: heme binding; monooxygenase activity; oxidoreductase activity, acting on paired donors, with incorporation or reduction of molecular oxygen. NCBI's taxonomy places the organism in Eukaryota, Metazoa, Arthropoda, Insecta, Coleoptera, Curculionidae. The record is from RefSeq and is a predicted model, not a curated record. The coding region runs from base 93 to 1730 and encodes 545 amino acids. The transcript is spliced from 9 exons.
CGUCACGCCACUUUAAUUCAUUUGAAAAUUACUGUGUAUAUGAAUCGUUUCACGAAUAGUUGCAGUUUGUAUUCUAUUAUUAUACCCUCAACAUGAUCCUUUCCAAGUCGCGGUCACUGAUCAUUCUCACCAGAUUUGUGUCCACCGAAAGCGCGAAAAAUGCUUCCGCCGAAUCGAUAGCUGUCGAUCCUAAAGACAGUUACUACAAGAAAAUCGGGUACGGAGUGUCUAAGGAGAAUGAAGGAAAGCCUGAAGGGUGGGAUGAGGCCAAGCCCUUCGAGGAGAUUCCUGGACCCAAGCCCAUUCCCAUUUUAGGGAAUGCGUGGAGGUUUUUUCCUUUGGUUGGGGACAUGCAUAACAUCCAAAUCAUCGAUUUGCACACCAAAUUUAGAGAGCAAUAUGGUGAUAUAGCUUACUUUUCUGGGAUUCAUGGAAAGAGACCAAUGGUUUUUUGUUACAAUCCAGAUGAUAUUGAAAAGGUUUUGAGAAAUGAAGGACCAUGGCCUAUAAGAUAUGGAAUGACUGCUUUUGUCCACUACAGAAAGAAUGUCAGAAAAGAUGUGUUUCAGGAUGUUGGUGGCGUAUUAACAUCUCAAGGAGAAGAAUGGUUCAAUAUUCGUUCAAUUGUAAAUAAAAUCUUGAUGCAGCCCCGAACUGCAGAAAUGUACGUCGGCAGUAUGGACACAAUUGCUAGGGAUUUGAUCGACAAUAUACGUCAUUUUUCCAAAGCAAGCACCGAUAAUUUAAUGCCUGAGGAUUUUCAAAAUGAAUUAUACAAGUGGGCUUUGGAAUCUAUAGGAGUAAUAUCUUACAACAAAAGAUUCGGUGCACUGAAAAGAGAUCUAUCCAAGGAUUCUGAUGAACAAAAAUAUAUUUCUUCUGUCGUUGAGAUGUUUGAGCUAUUUUUCAAACUAGAGGUCUUACCAUCUUUAUGGCCUUAUAUUAGUACCAAAACCUGGAGAAGAGCAGUAGAGCUCCUCGAUUUUCUUACAGAUGUAAAUCAAAGAUCCAUUGAAGAGUGCAUUCGGGCAGCCGAUCCCAAUCCGAACAUACCCGAUCAUGAGCGAAGUGUCUUGGAAAGAUUGUUAAAAAAAGAUCGCAAAGUAGCUGUUGCAAUGACUACAGAUAUCGUGAUAGCCGGUGUAGAUACGACGGGCAGAACGAUGGCUGCAGCUCUGUAUUUCCUAGCAAAAAAUCCAGAUAAACAAAAACGAUUUAGAGAGGAACUGAAGAAACAUCUACCAAGCAAAGAGAGUGCUGUUACGAAAGAAAUGUUAAAGGAUUCUCCCUAUUUAAAAGCUGUCAUUAAAGAAACUACGAGAUUAGCACCAAUAGCUCCCGGAAAUAUGAGAACGACUAUUAAAGAUUUGGUACUUUCUGGAUACAGAAUACCUAAAGGGACUGAUGUAGUCUCUGCAAAUAUUUUAUUGUCGCACGACGAAAAAUAUUACGUGAAACCAAAAGAAUUCAUACCAGAAAGAUGGCUCAGAACAACUCAAGAAAAUUACUCGUAUAAAAACGUACAUCCGUUCGUCACUUUACCAUUUGGAUUUGGGCCCAGAUCUUGUAUUGGCAAGCGUUUGGCGAAUUUGGAAUUGGAGGUUGGACUGUCCAAAAUUAUUAGGAAUUUUGAAUUGUCGUGGCCUCAUCCUGAUGCCAAAUUUGGUGCCAAACUCCUUUAUGGCAUUGAAGAUCCAUUAAGGUACAAAGUUGUUGAAGCAGCAGAUUAACACUAACUAAUUAAUUAUUAUUGUUUAUAUUGAAUUUUUAAAAGAAAAAUAUUAGUUUCUAAGUAAGAUAUCGUUGAAUUUAAUAUAAUUAUUUUACUAAAUUAUUAUAUAAGAGUAGAAAAUAAUGAAUUUAUGUUUUUUAAAUAUUUUUGUCCAAAGUUAAUAAUAAUGAUGUCAUGUAAUAUGUUAUAUUUUUUUUUUGAAAUCUAAAUAUAAUAGAGAAUAAGAAAAU